CAUUAAAACAAUUAAACAGCUUUCACUAAGUUAUGAACCGGUCAACUCUUCAUCUACAGACUACAAACAUACAUAUACACACAUAUAUCUCUUUCUCACUAUGUACUUUCAAACAAACUUCAACAUGAUCAUUUUUUUCAUCUGUUUAUCAUUUUCCUUAACAUUCAUUUCAAUCCCCACAACACUUUCUCAACCUCCCACCUGCAAUGGAAUCUCAAUAUCCUACACCCACAAUUCCGGCUUCCAAAUCCCACCAACAGUCACCAACUCCGGUGAUCAACCCUACAACUUUCAAUCCACACUCACCCUCACUAAUGCGGCUGCAGACCGGCUGAAUUCAUGGCGGGUAUUCAUCGGUUUUCAACACCGAGAGGUCUUAGUUUCGGCUUCUAAUGCAGUACUUGCUGAUGGAACAAGUUUUCCGGCCAAUGUCUCCGGUGGGGCUGUGUUUGCUGGGUUUCCGGUGACUGAUCUCAAGACUGCGGUGGAGACUGCUGGUGAUUUUAAUCAAAUGCAGGCUCGGGUUCAGUUGGUUGGGACUCAGUUUGGUGUGGCGCCACCGAAUGCUUCAUUGCCGGCGAAUAUGUAUCUUGUUAAUGAUGGGUUCUUGUGUUCUACUCCAUCAAAUCCAGCGAAUAAUGAGACGCACGUCUGUUGCGAAAAGGACCCAAAUGCGAAACCUAAAGACGCCGAAGAAGAAGUAUUUGAGGCCCGACAAGAAGGGGAUGUUGUAAUUAUGUACGAUGUACUCAGUGCACAAGAAACUGAAUACAUGGCACAAGUGACCAUUUCGAAUCACAAUCCCCUCAGCCGCCUUGAUUAUUGGCGGCUGAGUUGGGAUUGGAUGCGAGAUGAAUUUAUUUACCCGAUGAAGGGUGCUUACCCGUCUGUUAUAGACACAAACGCCUGUAUAUUUGGCCGACAAGGCGAGUUUUAUAAACAACUCGAUUUCUCAAAGGCUUUGAAUUGUGAGCGAAGACCGACUAUUAUCGACCUUCCACUCGACAAGACAAACGACACGCAAUUAGGACUGGUUCCGUUUUGUUGUCGUAAUGGGACCUUGUUACCACCAUCAAUGGACCCAAGCAAGUCCAUUUCGGCUUUUACAAUGCAAGUUUUCAAGAUGCCACCAGACCUAAACCGCAGUCUACUCAUCCCACCGCAAAACUGGAGAAUCAACGGCACUAUGAGCCCUGAUUACCAAUGUGGUCCGCCAGUACGAGUUAGCCCGUCUCGUUUACCAAAUCCAAGCGGUCUUAGUGCUGACUCGACCGCAGUUGUUAGUUGGCAAGUGGUUUGCAAUAUGACACGGACAAAACCCAAUAUCCCAAAAUGUUGUGUCUCGUUUUCCUCAUUUUUUAACAAGUCUGUGGUACCUUGCAGUACUUGCGCAUGCGGGUGCAAUACUGCAAAUACUUGCAGUACAAGCGCACCCGCACUUCUUCUACCUUCGGAAGCACUUUUGGUGCCAUUCGAAAACAGGACUAAAAUGGCAAAUGAUUUCGCAAAAGACAAUGAUUGGACUUUGCCUGAUCCAUUGCCUUGUGCAGAUAACUGUGGUGUCAGCAUCAACUGGCACUUACUAUCAGAUUUCAAAGGUGGAUGGACCGCGAGAUUGACCAUUUUCAACUGGGGCGAAACUAGUUUUGCCGAUUGGUUUGCGGCUGUGGAGUUAGACAAAGCGAUGACAGGGUUCGAGGACGUGUUCUCCUUCAAUGGUAGUCGCCUAACGGGUUCUAACAACACAAUUUUUCUACAUGGUCUCCCAGGUUUAAACUUUCUUGUAGCCGAAACAAACGGGCGUAACCCAAAGAAAGAUCCACGCGUUCCGGGUUCACAACAAUCAGUUAUCUCUUUUACGAAGAAAAACAUAGACGGGCUCAAUGUGGCUAAAGGCGAUGGGUUCCCGAGCAAGGUCUAUUUCAACGGGUUAGAAUGCUCGCUUCCUCCCGUUCUUCCCAUCACUAGCCAUGGUCCCAAAACAACAGUUGCCUUUGGUUCUAGUCUUUUUACACUUGUUUUGUUAUUGUUUCUACAUUAUUUGAUCUAAAACAUUAUUAUUUGUUCAUCACAUUCAUAAUUAUUUUUGUAA
Helianthus annuus (common sunflower) is the source of this 2092-nucleotide messenger RNA. Its product is annotated as COBRA-like protein 7. The record is from RefSeq and is a predicted model, not a curated record. The transcript is spliced from 2 exons. Lineage: Eukaryota; Viridiplantae; Streptophyta; Magnoliopsida; Asterales; Asteraceae. The coding region runs from base 101 to 2050 and encodes 649 amino acids. Gene Ontology annotation, cellular component: membrane. Gene Ontology annotation, biological process: cellulose microfibril organization.